AUUCUUAUAGUACUUUUGUGCGAGUAUAAAUACAAUUAUAAUAUUUCAACAUUGAUUUUAAUUAUUAGUACAAUGUAAUUCUAUUUAUAAUUUUGAUUCUAUUUUACUUUAAUUUUAUUUCAUAUUAAAUAAAUGAUUAGAUCAUAGAUGUUUGCACAAAACUACUACUGAAACAGAGCUCGUCCGACUCGCCGAGUAGAAACUCAGACAACGCGACCCGUGCAUUCGGGCAUAUUGGAAAAUAAACCUCAGCAGACGGUGCCCUCUUCCGUCGCGCUCUCAUCUUUCUACCAUUCUACAGGAAAGGAGAGAGACAGUGUCUGUGUCUCUUGAUGGGUUAUUCAAAAGAACAGUUGCUUGCGCGUUUAAAGGAGCUUCAAAUUGAUUUUGCCCAGUAUGAGCACCCUGUCGUUCUGACAGUCGAAGCUCAGGCAAAAUAUGUUGGGCAUUUGGGAGGUGGUUUGUGUAAAAACUUAUUCUUGAAGGACAAGAAACCAAGGUUUUAUAUUGUUUCUGCUCUAGCAGGCACUAAAGUGGAUCUGAAAGUUCUGUCCCAAAGGCUUGGUUUGGGAAAGGGAGGCUUGAGAAUGGCUCCCGAAGAAGCACUAGAAGCAAUCCUUCAAGUGCCACUUGGAUGUGUCACUCCUUUUGCACUAGUGAAUGAAUCAGCACAACAUGUCUCAUUGCUGUUGGAUCAAGGACUUAAAACUCAGGGAUGCUGCUUCUUCCACCCACUGUCUAAUGAUGUUUCAAUAUCUCUUAGUGCCUGUGAUCUUGACAAGUUUUUGAAAUCAAUAGGGAGAGACCCCUCAUAUGUUGACCUUGAGGCUAACCCAGCAGUAGGGAAGGAUCAACCUCCUGAUCUAGCUACUUUUGUUCUGUCUGGAGCUGCAGCCUUGCCAGAUCCUUCAGAAAAGGCAGCAUCCCUGCAAGGUCAUCCCAACAAUCAUGUUACUGAAGAUAGUAAGUCCACGGUUGUUACAGCAAAAGCUGUUAAGCAAUCUAAUAAUGCACAUAUUCCCAAGGAGAAGCCUGCUAAUUCUGUUCAACGGAUGAGCUCUUUCGCUGAUACUGCAAAAUUUGUGGAAGAAAUUCUGGAUAAAAUGUCGGCAGUAGCACUUUCAGAGAUCACAGAUGAUAAUAUCAAACAACAUGGAGGACAGCUUGGGUUUGUGGUCUCAAAUAGUAUCAAAAAGCGGCUUAGCUUGGAGCUGGAGAGCCUUGCUACUAUAUUAAAGAAUACAGCUUAUGCGGAAGGUUUUCAUGCUGGUUCUCAUAACCAAAUGAAGCAUAGGUGAACAGAAAAUUGCUUGCUCAUGAUGGUUGUUCUCUGCUUAGAAAAAUGAAAAUGCGUUUUUUAUAAAAAAUAAAUAAAUCAAUAUAUCGAUUGUCUAGAAAAUUGAUUAAAGCAUAUGAAAAGUUCCCACACAAUUACCUAUAGAUCUUUAUCUUUACCUGUUUUUUUUUCUCUUUUUUGUGUUUUAAUGUGUUCGAUGUGAUUUAAUGCUUUUAAGAUUUAAUGAAAAUUUUGACUUUUAUGUA
Messenger RNA from Malania oleifera, 1542 nucleotides. RefSeq lists its product as uncharacterized. Bases 333 to 1298 code for a protein of 321 amino acids. The transcript is spliced from 12 exons. Gene Ontology annotation, molecular function: aminoacyl-tRNA deacylase activity. Lineage: Eukaryota; Viridiplantae; Streptophyta; Magnoliopsida; Santalales; Ximeniaceae. The record is from RefSeq and is a predicted model, not a curated record.